AUGUCGUGUUCCGAAUAUGCAAAUGGACUUGUAAGGGAUGCGAAAACUCGUUACUUAGAUAAAUUAAAAUUGUUAAAUAGUGAGUGUCCCUAUUCAAUUCCCAAUUCUAUGUGGAAACACGGAAUAGAUUGUUGCCCAAUUGUUCCCAAAAUUUCUCCCCCAGACAUAUUCAUCUAUUUGGUCGAAACCAAAAGUUAUCAAAACCACUUGGAGGCCCUUGGUGCAUACAAGGGUAUUUCUUCUGAAUCGCAGCAGGCUGUUAGAGAUGGCUGGGUUAGAGAGUUCAUGGCAAUUGCUCUCGCAACCCAAGUUGUAUUUAUGAAGGCCAAGGUCUCACCUUUCCAAGCCUUAAGUAAGAGCCCAUACAAGCCACGGGCAGCAGUUUCAAGUCAAUUAUGCUCAGUUAUUGGUGCACAUUGUACGUGUGCUGCUGGAUUGUGGGAAGUGUGCAACUAUGUUGCUGGGCUACUUCAAGUUUAUAUGGUGGCUUCACAGAUAAACGAACAAAUAACCAUAAGUUUUCGAUUGACCGAAUUCAACCCAGGACCACACAUUUUCGACGUAGCCAGUCGAGUGCCUUAA
Molecule: messenger RNA, 582 nt
Organism: Daphnia magna
Lineage: Eukaryota; Metazoa; Arthropoda; Branchiopoda; Diplostraca; Daphniidae
Exons: 3
Coding region: 1-582 (193 amino acids)
Source: RefSeq, a predicted model, not a curated record